Messenger RNA from Meleagris gallopavo (turkey), 3889 nucleotides. Lineage: Eukaryota; Metazoa; Chordata; Aves; Galliformes; Phasianidae. The record is from RefSeq and is a predicted model, not a curated record.
AUGCAUUCAGUUAUUGCUCCUCAGGCACAGGACUCUACAGCUGCUCUUGCUGAACCUCAUAAGGUUCCUUUCUUCUCAAGCCUCAAUUCUGUCUGGGACUUGCUGAACAACAGCAGAGCAUUCUGCUAUGUCAGCCACUCCUCCCAGGUUUUCUCACUUGGUGGUAUCCCCAAACUUAUACAGCUUCUUGAUGUUCAGAACGAGGAUAUUCAGCGAGCAGUGUGUGGUGCUUUGAGAAACUUGGUAUUUGAAGACAAUGACAACAAACUGGAAGUGUCAGAGCAGAAAGGGAUCUCUAUCUUGCUCCGUUUACUCCGAUAUACCAAGGAUGUAGAAACUAAAAAGCAAAUAACAGGUUUGUUGUGGAAUUUGUCUUCCAAUGACCAGCUGAAGCACCUGUUGGUUAAAGAAGCCCUACAUACCCUGACAGAAGCUGUUCUCAUCCCUUGCUCUGGCUGGCCAGAUCGAGAUUACCCCAAGUCAAGUGUUUUACCCGACCCUGAUAUCUUCUACAAUGCCACAGGAUGCCUGAGAAACAUGAGCUCUGCUGGCCCAGAAGGAAGGAAAAAGAUGAGAGAGUGUGACGGUUUGAUUGAUUCUCUUGUGUAUUAUAUUCAAGGAGCUAUUGCAGACCACGAGCCUAAUGACAAGGCCACAGAAAAUUGUGUGUGCAUUCUUCACAAUCUUUCCUACCAACUAGAGGUAGAACUUCCUGAAAGCUAUGCCCAGAGCAUCUAUAUACAAAGAAGAAAUAUUUCUACCAAUGAUAGAACACCAGGUUGUUUUGGAACAAGAAGCAGAAAAGUGAAAGAGAAGCAGCAGGACACCCCGCUACCUGAGGAAAAGAGCAAUCCCAGAGGUGUGGAAUCACUCUGGCAUUCCACACUGAUUAGAAUAUAUCUCUCCUUGAUAGCAAAGAGUACCAGAAACUAUACCCAGGAAGCAUCCCUGGGAGCUCUUCAGAACCUCACAGCUGGUACUGGACCAAUGCCGUUUUCAGUGGCCCAGACUGUUGUUCGGAAGGCAAAUGGCCUUCCAAGUAUUCGAACUAUGCUGCAUGUAAGCCACCCAGCAGUAAAGAAGACAGCAGUCUCACUGCUCAGGAACUUGUCUCGCAACACCUCUCUGCAAAAUGAUAUAGCUAGAGAAGUUUUGCCAGAUUUGGUCUCGAUACUUCCUGACUACGUCCCAGGGUCUGAUACUGCCUGUGAAACCACAGCUUCUGUCUGCUACACCUUAUACAAUUUGACACAGAGCAGUUCUCACAAUGCACGGCUUCUCUUAAAUACUGGUGGCCUGCCAAAGAUCAUUGCCAUCAGCAUGAACGACAGUAACAUGUUCAGCAAAGCUAGUAAGGCUGCUUCAGUCCUCCUCUACUUCUUGUGGGCACAUACUGAUCUCCACAAUGCUUACAAAAAGGCUGAUUUUAAGAAGACAGAUUUUGUCAAUACCCGGACCACAAAAGCCUAUAACUCACUAAGAGAUUGAAUCAGAUCAUAACAUCACAGAAGACAUAUAUUGAUUAGUGUAACUGUCUUCAUGCGGCUGGUAUUCCUGUGAAUCGAGAAGUAUCUCGGAAAAAAGAGGCUGAUUUAUAGACUUGAAUGACCUGUGAUAGCUGGGCUGUGUUUUUAAUUUUCACCACGUUGUUGUCACCAUAGAUCAGUAUAUGAAUAACCAGAAAUGGAUUCCUCAGGACAUUUGAGGUGACAUUUCAUCUAGAUUUACCACUACUCAGAGUUUCAGAUGACUGCCUUUAGUCUAGCAGACAUUUAUACACGGAGGUUUAAAAUGCUGAUUGGCAGCAAAUACUUUUCAGAAUAUUUUAUACAGAUCGUUUUCUACAGAAGGUAAGCAUCAGUUGCACUGCUCAGGACACAGUAAUUUUUCACCCUUUUGUUUCUUCACGUAUGCUAAACAAGAAUCUCCAGACCCUGUGAGUAUGCACAAGAAGCUGUUUCACUACCUGCAUUAUAAAAGCACUAAGGGAGUUAAGAUGAGUAUUUUUAUAUUACUUGUAUUCAUGUGCUCACUGGUUCUUAAGCCUCUUUCUUUCGAGAUCUCGUUAGCAACAGCAAUAAAAUUGAUUUUACAUAGAUCUGGUUACUCCUGGCUCUCAUCAUGCUCCUUCACCUGGCAGUUGGAAUUGAUAACUGUGUCCAGAAGGGGUUUUAUCUAGAUAAAAUAUGUCAGGCACUCUGGGCUAUCCAUCAUUCUUUGCUAAUUGCUGGUGAUUGAGAUUAUUUCAAGAAAAUCACAUUUUCAAAACAAUCUUGUUGAUUAAAUGUUGUAAAAGGAGUGGAGUCUUGUCUUUAUUUUUGAAGAGAAUACAUGAGAUGAGGAACACUGCUGCCUAAGGAAUGCAUCUGAUCCUGCUUCAUACUCUCCUAGUUGAAAUCAUCAUCCUCCCUACAGCAAAUACCUGCAGUGUGAUAACAGGAGGAUUAUGUCUGCACAUGUGGGAAUAGGUAACAGGAGACAAAUUCCUAAGCACAUGAAGGCUGUUCCUAUGAUAUGAUCCUAGGAGAGGAAAAAGAAGCAUUAAAACCUCCCACGUGAGGUGGGAGGCCUUUUCUAUACAAUAUUCAUCUCAACAAACCAGCAAUUAGAUUGUCCAGUAAACCAAUUGGAAAUAAAUAUAUAAAAACAUAAAGCUCUGUGGUUUGGAUUCUGAGUUGACAUGAUCUGCCAUUACCCUACAAAUCAGAGGAGCUAAGCUAUGUUGAUGGCACCCACAACUGGCAUAUGCAUUCGCAAGCCCUCCUGCAAGAAUGGAACCUGUGCUGUGCCCCCCACCACGAACUGCUGACGCAGGAGCUUUUGCAGCUUUCCAACCCAGAAAGGGAUGUGCAAUCCUUUAAGACCUCACAGAGGAGAGGUCCACUCAUUUCAACGCUUCUGCUCAAAGCUUUAAUCCCUACCAGAGAUUUAGAACCAGCAGACUGUGACGUUGCAUUGUGUCCAAAUAUAUUUCUGGAUAUUGGAGCUUAACUAUGCUUGGAGAUGCACACAGUUCUUGCAGAGUUGCCAGGAAGUCACACACACGCAUGCAGAACAAAACAAUCUGGAAGUUAAACAACCAACCCUGUUUUUCCAGCAGAGGUCAUUUUCAGAGGUCUGUUGGUCCUUCACGUUUGCUUUGAAUAACUCAACUCAAAUGUGUUCCUGUAGGAGGUUUUAAAAAUACUAUUGUCUUUUAAGAGAUCAUUUCCAAAAUAUUCCAAAAGUCCAAAAACAACACAGGGGAAGGGAACUUACAGCACCUCAUGUUGGGGCAAUGUUUUUAUAAGUUUUUUAAAUAUGACAGAAAAUGGGCAAUUAAAGUCUAACUUUUUCUUCCAACUUGUUAACCCAAGUAAUGCUGCAUGUACCGUGAAUGAAUAAACACCUGGAAGACUGGACAAGUCUACUUUCACUGCCCCAAAAGUAGUGGUAGUGAAAACUGAUACACAAAGAGCAAACAUGAAGACAGAGUGGCACUGGAAUGAAGAACUGCAGUCUAAAAAUCAGGGAGGAGACUUUUAGAAAUAAUCAAGAACUGGUUUUAUUCUGUGAAAGUCACACACUUAAUAAUAAAACACCAAUGCUGUGCAUUUGUAGAAGUUCUGCUUAGACUAACUUUCAGUAUGAGGUAAUUAAGAACGAGGGUAAUUACAAACUUCCAGGACUGUUUCUGUUGAUAGUGUCUCUUUAAAAUCAUAGCAGAAUUCAGAAGUCACAAAGAGGAAUAUCAGGCCUGGCAGCAGCUGAAAGCUAUAAACAGGGAUGAAGAACAGUGACACACCUUAUGGCAACUGAUCUCCUGCUUGUAGACAAUCAAAACCAUUUCAACAGGAUGCCAGAGAAGGCAAUGAAUGUUAGAGAAAUAAUAAAGUAUACUCUAACAGAA